Bipolaris maydis ATCC 48331 is the source of this 174-nucleotide messenger RNA. Lineage: Eukaryota; Fungi; Ascomycota; Dothideomycetes; Pleosporales; Pleosporaceae. The record is from RefSeq and is a predicted model, not a curated record.
AACCCCCGAGACCUCCAUUUUUCCCCUCCCAUAUAUUCGCUCCCAAACAGUCACACGUCGCACAAGCCGAGGCAUGAUUGCCGCAAGCAUGUUAGUUCCCGCAUUGAGAAAAAGGGUGAACAAGUAACGCGCAAAGAAGAAAAGGCAAGGAGGGAAGAGGGUAAAUCCAUGUAA